UGCUGCUUCAUCGAGUGCAGGAGGAUGAAAUAGAGCAAGGUCAAUAUAAAAGAUUGCUCGACUUGCAUGUAUUCUGUUUGUAGGCAGAGUUAUGAAACACCAAACAGUUCAUGCAUUGACAGAUUUGAAGAGUCAAAGGAUUCUGUCCCAUCUUCAACAGCCAAACCUGUUGCCAAGACUGUCAACAAAGAGUGCAGCAGUAGUGAGGAAGAUGAUGAUGAUAGCUCUGAAGAAAGUUCAGAUGAUGAACGUUCAAAACAGCAACAAGCUAAGAAGGAUUCUGUUCCAUCUUCAAAAGCCAAACCUGUUGCUAAGACUGUCAAAACAGAGAGCGGCAGCAGUAAGGAAGAUGAUGAGGAUGAUAGCUCUGAAGAAAGUUCAUAUGAUGAACCUUCAAAAUAGCAACAAGCUAAGAAGGCGACUCAAGCAUCUACAAAGAGCAAUAGCUCUGACUCAUAUGAGGAAUAUUUUGAUGAGAAAAGUGAAGAUGAGAAGCCACCUAAGAUUCCGAAGAAGGGCUGAAUUCUUCAAGGCUGCAGGGGAAGUUGAUGUGUGUUUGGCUACAUCAGAAGAUGGAAGCUUCAAGGGAUUUGGUCAUGUCGAAUUUGCUACCGAGGAAAAUGCUAAGAUGGCACUUGAAUUGAAUGGCAAUGAUUAUUUGGUCGUGGUGUUAGACUUGAUGUGGCCCGUGAAAGAGGUUCCUAUACCCCUCAGAGUGGUAAGGAUAACUACCAAAAGGGCAGCAAAGGUCAAAGUCAAACCAUAUUUGUGAAAGGCUUCGAUAGAUCACUUGAAGAGUAUCAGAUCAGGAGCUCUCUUGAGGAGCAUUUUGGCUCAUGCAGAGAGAUUACUCGAGUCUCGAUUCCCAGGAUUAUGAAACUGGGGCUCCCGAAGGGAUUGCAUACAUGGGCUUCAAGGAUCAGGAAAGUUUCAACAAGGCAUAUGGGCUCAAUGGUUCUGAUCUUGAAGGACACACAUUAACUGUGGAUGAGGCGAAGCCAAGACCUAAUAAUUGUGAUGGUGGCUGGAGUGGUGUCAGGGAUGGUGCAGGUAGAAGCAAGCGGCAGGAGAUUUUGAGGAAGAGACGGUGCCAAACGUGGUUGAAGGGGUGGCCGUGGCAGUGGACCUGACUUUGACAGCAGUGGCCAUGGUUGUGGUAGUACACCAUUCAGGCAGCAAAGUUCUAGGACACCUAGUACAGGAAAGAAGACCACCUUAGGUGACGAUCAGUCAAAUUUAGAAUCUUUGCUGAAGAUCAAUUUUGUCUGUGUUGGUUUAGCAACACCACCGUCACCAUUGCCAUCGAUGAUGAUGCCGUUGUGUUUGAUCCACAAGGAACUUGCAAGCAUUCUAAGAUAUUGCUUUUGUUAUCAUUGUUGUUGAUGCCCACCUCCAUCUCCUCCUUUGUCAUGCCUAUAAUAGCUCUUGCCUGCCUUUAUAAAUUCGUCAACAAAUUUAUCAUAGAACAUUUCACAAUUGCUGGAUAUCUCAUUUUCAAACUUGUGUUCUUUCCAGACUUCUAAACUGUCAAAAUGUGAAAAAAUAAACAUUAAAAAGUUAUACCUGCAUCUCUGUAACAUCACAUGCAAAUCCUUCCAUUGUAAAAUAUAGUGAUGUUGUCAUCGUCCUCUUGCUUCAACUCUAGAGCUUUCCCUCUUCUCAGAGAUCAGAGGAUGGUACUCCUGACAUAACUUCAUAUUGGUUAGUCAAUCAUCCCACCUGCCACUUGUCUUUUUUGUCACCGUGAUUUACCUCCUCCGUGUUGGUCCUGAGGCGGACUGAUGGGGGUGCUGGGAGCGAGCGUGCUCACCUUUUACUACAUAUUGGUAUAGUUGAGCUUUUAGUAACAGUCUGUUCCAGUUCUAGAGAUGCUACUUGUUGCUAGUGUUGCAAAUAAUAAUCAUCUCAACGAUGUAAGUUUCCAACAUCAAGAAGUCAUUUCUAAUAGCUAUAACAUUUCUGAAAGUUUACGUUUGUAAUAUAUCUGACGAACUCGAGAGAUAGUCUCACUUUGAUCGUGUAUGAUUGAUACUG
Zingiber officinale is the source of this 2034-nucleotide messenger RNA. RefSeq names its product nucleolin 2-like. The transcript is spliced from 10 exons. NCBI's taxonomy places the organism in Eukaryota, Viridiplantae, Streptophyta, Magnoliopsida, Zingiberales, Zingiberaceae. Gene Ontology annotation, molecular function: RNA binding. The coding region runs from base 92 to 772 and encodes 226 amino acids. The record is from RefSeq and is a predicted model, not a curated record.